AUGGAAAUACUAUAUUGUUCAAUAUAUUUUUUAUUGAUUUAUGUAAAAUUUAUUAAUGGAACGAGUGUAAAUUCGAAACCUGGAACAACGGUUAGUGCUAAUACUUUUGUUAACAUUACGCGACACUAUGAUGGAGAUAUUAUUUUUAUUGAAGAUGAAAAAAAUUGCAACGAAAAUACAUGUUUAGAACUUUUGGGCGGCAGUGCUACUCUUUAUAAAGAAGUUAAGGCUUCAACUAAACCAACAAAAUGCAAAUGUCAAUGUGUCAGUCAUUUAAAAACUUAUCGUGAAGAUGACGGUUAUUGCGUUGAUACCAUACGAGAAUGUUCAAUAAUACCGUUUGUCAGCAGCAUUACUGCUUUAGAUACGUUAGAAAAAAUUCCAUCAGUAUUUCUACCAUUACAGGGACAAAUAAUAUAUCCCAGUAAAGAAUUAUUUUUGGGUGAUGAAGUAGACACAAAAUGUGUAAUUGUUGAUGCAAAUUAUAUGACAACACAUGGUUGGAGUGAUAUGAAAAAUUCUUUAUAUACCAACGAUAUUCCAUUUCGCCUUUUUAAUGACAAAAAUCGAACAUUCUUGCAAUGGUCUGGAGAUGCAUCGUAUCGUUCUCUCUUGCAAGGUCGAUUGGUUAUACUAAAACUUGCUUGUUGGAAGGAUGCAAAUAUAAAUUUGAACAGUAUCGAAGAUCCAUUGAAGACAAUUAGAAAUCUAUCAUCAUGUAUAUCGUUUCGUGUACUUGGGAGUUUACUUAAGCACGCAUCAAAUAUAACGGAAGUUCAAUUUUCAUCAGAAUCUACGGGUGAAAAAGAAACUUUUUCCUCAAAUGAAUAUAUCAUAAUAGCAAUAAGCAGUUUUUGUUUAGGAGUUAUGUAUAUUGCAUCUGUAUUUUUAUAUAUUUAUCUAAAGAAGAAAAAAGAUAGACCUGAUUUAUCAAUUUCAGAAAGCAACGACAAGAACUUUACACGUGGAGUAAAUAUUGACCUAGAAAGUCACAGUUCAAAUUAUCAUCGAAAUUCCUCGCUAUCAACUUCAAUGGAUUUUUUGGAUAAUCCAGAGGCAAAUGUCAUCAAAAGCAAUCCUUUGAUGAAACAUUUUUUAGGUUUUAAUGAGAAUUGUGCAUUUGUCAAUGAUUCAUCUGACGCGGAUUCAUCAAAUAAAGAUGAUUUGAUAGAUAAUUCAGAACGAGAGUUUAUGGACUCACAAAGCAUGCAAAGUAGUAAUAAUCAGGAAUGUAUACCCGAUGAGGAUAUAAACAUAACAGAAGAUAAUGAUUCUAAAAGCAGCUAUGGACUUCAAAAUAAUAACACAAGAAGAAAACUUUACUUUAAUCCAGCUUAUUUUGAACCGGAGCUGUUGGCUUCACCACCUCAAGCAGCAGUUGAAUUUUUAACAAAAAUAAGAGAGGUAAUUUCGAUGGCCAAAAACAAAAUGACAUCAAAGCGAUUUCAACCAAAUUUACAAUAUAUUCCCGAAGAAGAGGAUUGUUCAAGCGAAAGCAGAAAAAAUACAAUUAGUAGUCGUCGUAGUAAUUUGAAUGACAACUGCACUGGCUGUCCUGGAUGUUCAGUUAAAUCAAUAAAAAAUAAUCAGUUGUUAAAUGACUGUAAGAAUUGUGGUGACAAAAAUAAGAGCAUACAAAAAUGGCUUGAAAACGUUUGUAAUGAUACAAAUGAAGUUUCGACAAGUUCAAAUUUCAGUGAAAAGUCAGAAAUUCCACUUAUUUCUAAAACUAUUAACGAUGAGAUAAUUGAAGAAAAAUCGUCAGCUGAUGAAUCUUUAAAACAAAAGAAUGUUAAAGAAGAACUGAAAAUUGUCAAAGGAUUUGUGAAAGAAAAAAACAUUUUUGUGCAGCGUGAUCGCAACGGCCAGGAACAAAUACUCGAGAAUGACUCGAUUCCAAAAAUAAUUUCACACAGCCUUAAAAAGAACAUUAAAGAAAUGAUUUAUUCACAAAAUUUUGUCAGAGACAAAGUUAAUGUUUUUGAAUCGAAAACUCAUGAUCAACAAUCAACGAAUAAAUAUGGCGAAACACAUGAAAUAUAUAAUAAUCCAAAAUUUAUGAUGGAUAAUGAUUCAGAAGUGAAUAUUUUUGAAUCAAAUGUUAAUAAAGAAAAACAGGAAGUAUUAGAUCAGUAUUCAAAUCCUAUUAAACGUUCAAACAGAAAGAAAAAUAAUAAUUCAAAUAAAAUGCCGGAUAUGGUUUAUGAAGCUAUUGAAAUGGAAAAGAAAAAUUGUAAAACUCUAAAUUACCAAUCACCUACACCCGAUUAUUCAAGUGAAUACGAAAUGACGAAAUUCAAAGCAUCAUAUGAUAACGUUUCGUUUGCUCCAUUUGUUCCAACUCCAGAUUACUAUCAUACAUAUAGUAAAAAUACAUUGAAAAAUUUAAAGCAUUAUCAACCUGACUCACCUAUAUAUUCACGAAAAAGUCCUGCAUAUUUAAUUGUUGAUUAUGAAACAGAUAGUUUAGAAAGAUUAAAUACAUUGAAGAGUAUUAACAGAUCUGCUCUUACUCCUACAAAGAGCGAUUUCAGUAGUUCUCAGCCUAGUCCGAUAGGAGCUUUACCUAUGGAAGAGGAAGUUGAAAUAAGAAAUGCCUUGUAUGACAAGGAGUUGAGGUUUCGGAAAGACACAGAUACAAUAAAGAAGGAACGAGAAAUUGAUAUUCAAAUGAAGAAAACAAAAAUUAAAUAUAAUACACCAAUCGAAGGAAGUAUGACAAUUGAACUAGAAGGUAUUAGUCCAGAUGAAAAUGAUGAAAAUAGUGAUAAUAGUGAUGAGUUUGAGCCAGACACGCUUGAUCGUCAUACAAAAGUUAAUAGAAAUUUGUUAUCAGAAAUUGAGCGAGCAACGCAAAUCGAUAAUAAACUUAACGUAAAUGAUGAGUUUGGGCGUAUUUUGACUUUAGAAAUAAGACAUUCGAAACGACAAAGAAAUGUAGGAGAAGCAUCUUUAAAAAAACUUCCCAGUGAUCAACAUUUAAGCUUGAAACAAUCUAUUCAGCCUGAUGUAAUUUCAAGCAAUAAACCUGUAUAUAUUAACAGAAAUCAGAUUAAAAAAUCACAAAUUUCAGCACCUAUUUCUUCAACUGGAUUGGAAUUAGCGGAUAAAAAGGUGGUGAACAAAACUUUACGAGGAGAGUUUUUAAAGAUGGAUCUACUUAGCUUACAAACAAACUUUUUAAAUGCUCAAUUAAACAGCAAUGAUCAGUCCUCUUUGAUUAAGACUAUAUAUCAUGUUGAUGUUCCUCACUCUCCACAAAUAUUCAGAGAAAAUGUCAAAAAGACAAAAGAUUUUAAAAACGCUUGGAAACGUUUCAUGGGAUUAGCAUCGUCAAAAUUAAAAAUGUAUGAUGUAAGUGAUGAAGACGAGGAAAAUGACAAAAAGAAAACCACUCAAAAAAGUAUAAAUGGAAUUGCUUCAGAAAUUAAGCAAGGAAAAGUGAAAGAUAUUGUUAGAAAAAUGAGCAUACGAUAUAUGGACACAGGAAAGUUAAGGGAAAACGAUAGUGGAUAUUUAAGUGCAGAAUCAUUGACAAAUGAAAGAGUUGUUUUUGGGCAACUGGCAUCAAACAAUUUGAAUAUCGAACAUAAUACGAAAACUCUUCUUGCAAGGCCUUCACUUCCUCCUCCUCCAGUUCCUAUAAAAACUAAAGAAAUUCCAUCAUCAAACACAUUCGAUUCUGUUAGCAACGAGGAUUUAAUAAAUAUAACAAUCUAUUCUUCUGAUGAUGAUGAUGAUGAUCAGAGUAGCUCAAUUCAUGACAAUGAUACACAUGUUGACACAUGUGAAGAUAUUGAUGCAGAUUCAGAUUUUAGUUUUAUAAACUAA
Molecule: messenger RNA, 3831 nt
Organism: Chironomus riparius
Lineage: Eukaryota; Metazoa; Arthropoda; Insecta; Diptera; Chironomidae
Source: the annotation of a GenBank genome assembly